Messenger RNA from Morus notabilis, 798 nucleotides. Its product is annotated as REF/SRPP-like protein At3g05500. The record is from RefSeq and is a predicted model, not a curated record. The transcript has 2 exons. Lineage: Eukaryota; Viridiplantae; Streptophyta; Magnoliopsida; Rosales; Moraceae. The annotation marks the transcript as partial.
GUUGGACCUGUCUAUGAGAAGGUCUAUGACAUCCCAAUCGAGCUUCUGAAAUUUAUCGACCGCAAGGUUGAUGCAUCUGUGACUGAGCUGGACCGCCAUGUGCCUGCAACCCUCAAGCAAGUCUCUUCCCAAGCUUUCUCAGCAGCUCAGAAAGCCCCAGAGGUGGCUAGAUCUCUAGCAUCCGAGGUUCAGCGCGCUGGCGUUAAGGACACUGCCUCAGGGAUUGCUAAAACAGUCUUCACAAAGUACGAGCCUGCAGCUAAGGAGCUCUAUGCCAAGUACGAGCCCAAGGCUGAGAAGUGCGCUGUUACUGCUUGGCGCAAACUCAACCAGCUCCCUCUGUUCCCGAAGGUGGCUGAUGUUGUCGUGCCCACUGCAGCUUACUAUACUGAGAAGUACAACCAAACCGUGAUUUCUACUGCCGUAAAAGGGUACAAGGUUUCCUCAUACCUGCCUUUGGUUCCGGUAGAGAAGAUUGUGAAGGUUUUUUCAGAAAAUGGUGCUGAAUCUGAGCCAUUGGAUUCCAAGCAGGGUGAAGCCAAUGUUGCUGUUUACUGAUGGCUUCAGCGCUGGUGUGUGCUUUUAUUUUCAAGGAAAAGGACGUGCUUUCUAUCGUAGGAUGAAAGAACUGUCAAUAUUGAUCCAUCUAUGUGGUUUGCUAUUAGGUUUUAAUGGUUUGUUUUAGGUUUAAUGUUCUCUGUUUUGAGUGAUAUGUGAUGAUGUUUUGGACGGAAAAACAAAAAAAGAGGACUUUAUAUCAAGUUUAAUAUUCUGGCUUAUCAAAAUAUGUUUGACAUG